GCAGAACCGCCUGCAGAUAAAACCAGAGGAGCUCAGCAAAUGCUCAGUACGAGCAAGACAUCCCAACUACACGCUGUCACUUCGGGAUACUCACAAGUAUCCUCAUUCCAGAUCGCUAUUUGAUAAAACGCACGCUAUGUCAAGAAGUCUGGAACUGUUCAUAUUGCUGGCUGCUCUCUGCUGCGCCCUAGCGGACAAUGUUGGGCACCUGCGUUCCAAGAGAGGAACCCGUUUUUAUAGAGGUGAGCCCAAGAAGACGCCCCCUAAAUGGACCCUUUUGGUUAUACGUGUCGACAAGCCUUCACCCUCUGCUGUUCACUCCACCUUGCUGUGUAAGGAUAGCAAGGACUCAGCGGUGCGUAACUUUGGCGACACUUGGAUGCGAUGGCGCCAACGGGGUGCAGAGUACUGCCGCUGUGCACUGAAAGGACAAGAGCGAUGUCACUAUGUGCCUGUUGUCACUUGCCAGGAGUCUCGCUGCUACAACGGAGGCAUCUGUAAGGAGGCUCUGUACUCCUCAGACUUCCUGUGCCAGUGUCCUCCCGGCUUCUCCGGAACACAGUGUGAGAUCAACACCGAUGAGAAGUGUGUGUUGGGCCAGGGCGGAGCGUACCGUGGGACAUGGAGCUUAAGCCAUAAAGGCAGUACCUGUAUCAACUGGAACUCCACCACUCUGAGGGGAAGGCAGUACACCGCCAUGAGGAGGGACGCCAGCAUCCUGGGCCUCGGCAACCACAACUUCUGCCGGAACCCGGAUAAGGACUCGACUCCCUGGUGCUUUGUCUACAAGGGGUCUCAGGUGGCCUGGGAAUACUGCAGCAUAUCCAAGUGUCCAGAAAAUAAGGAGCAGGAGUGUGUGCAGGAUGCGGGCCAAUCGUACCGGGGCUCCGCAGUCUCCAGCCGGAGUGGGGCCCAAUGUCUGCCCUGGGACUCACCGUACAUCAAACGCAGGUCCUUCACCGCCUGGAGGCCAGACGCUCUGGAACUGGGCCUGGGCAGCCACAGCUACUGCAGGAACCCGGACAAGGAUGCGGGCCCCUGGUGUCACAUCGUCAAGAACGACCAGCUGACCUGGGAGCUCUGUGACGUCCCUAAGUGCUCAAAACCUUCAACUUUUAUCACGACCCUUGUCCCCAGAGCUCCUACCAGCGACGGCAACCAAAACGGAGCGAUGUGCGGCCAGCGUCAGGACAACUCUCUGAACAGCGUCUCGUUCCGUAUCCUCGGUGGCAGACCGAGUGACAUCACAGACCAGCCCUGGCAGGUGGCCAUCAACGUCUACCGCCGCCGCCACAAGAAGCACUUGCACCUGUGUGGGGGCAUCCUCAUCGACUCAUGCUGGGUGCUGUCUGCAGCCCACUGCUUUGAGGAGGGCUUUCAGCCGUCUCAGCUGCAGGCCGUCCUGGGGAGAACGUUCCGGAAGCAAAACUCCAGCAGUGAGCAGAUUUUCGAGAUUGAGAAGUUUUGGGUACACCAAGAUUUUGACAAAGAAACCUAUGACAAUGACAUCGCUCUGUUGAAGCUCAAGACUGACAUCGGAAUCUGUGCCAUCCACUCUCCAGAGGUGCUGCCUGCCUGUCUUCCAGAACCAGGCCUGGUUCUGCCUGACUGGACGGAGUGCGAGAUUUCUGGCUACGGGAAAGAGACAGAGUUCGAUUAUGAGUUUUCAGAGCGUGUGAAGCGAGGUUUUGUCCGGCUGUGGCCCCGGGACCGCUGCGUCCCUGCAGUGCUCUCUGGACGCACCGUCACAGACAACAUGCUGUGUGCUGGGGACACCCGUGGCCGGGAUGACGCCUGCCAGGGAGACUCGGGAGGCCCACUGGUGUGUCCGAGCGGGGGCCGGAUGACCCUGAUGGGGGUGAUCAGCUGGGGCGACGGCUGUGGGAAUAAGGACAAGCCAGGGGUGUACACCCGGGUCAUCCACUACCUGGACUGGAUCCGCAGCAGGAUGGCAGAGGAGCCCAGUGUCUGAGAGACAUGUCCUAAGAGAGCCAGACAAAAUGUUAAAAAGAAGAACAAUGAGGUACUGUGUUUGACAAACAAACUCACAGAUAAGAGAAUUUGUACUUUUUUUGUUUUUUUAAGUGACAAACUUGUCAGAUAUGACAUUUCUGAUCUGUGCUUUGCUGCAUUGAGGGACCUUUCUCAAGUGUGUGUACACACAUGUAUCCAGGGUCCCACACCGGCCCCUUGUUACUCCUGAGCCAUGGCCACUCAUCGCGGUCUAGGGUCCUAUCUAGGAAGACAAAGCAGCCCAACAAAGACCUCAGUUGUCUGUGUGGUGUCAUAUGCUCCACAAGGCCACUCUGUGUGGUGGUUUCUGCUGCUGUGUUGGUGGUAAUAUAGUGGUCAGCCAGCUACAGUUUAUAUUAUGGACAAAACAAAAGUUCUCCUCAUACCAGUGUCUACUUCACAUUGAUGUGCCAGCCACAUCAGAGACUAUGGACUACUAGAGCAGAGUUUCUUAAACUAUAGACUCAGAACCCAAAAAUGGGAUGCGAUUUAGUUGACAGGGAAAAACAAGUCAGAGCACACUGGAAUUGGUGAUCCUUUUGUUAGACGAAGGGAGUUUUCUGAGGACAGACUGAAAUUGUCUUUUGUGUCUCAAGAGGAAAAGGUUUAAGACCCCCAUGGACUAGACCUAUUUACUUCACUUAGAGUCAGAAGUCAGUCUCUAAGAGCUUUGCUCAAGGGUUUGUUUUUUAAUUAACAUUUUUUUCAUCAUUUUGUUGAGGUCUUUGCUUCAAUAACUCCGGAGGCACAGCCAACCGUGAUAGGUGCAUUCAACGUCGUACCUAUUUUUAAGGGCUUUUUUUGCCCAGGAUUCAUUGGUCAUCUCUUAUUGGUUAAUAUGUUGCUAUAUUGCUCUAGCUUGUUAACCGUUUCCAGUGUGCCCUUGUUGUUGUUAAGUCUAUUGCGGUAAUCUUACGACGCUCUGCUGGCUCAGAAGCUUUAAUCGAUAUUUCUUCCCCUGUCCCUUCUUAUUGCCUAUGGGGCCAAAGCUUUCUGUUAUAUUUUUAUAAGCAGUGCUUUUUAUAUGUUUUAUAGCAGUAGACUGCACACAGGGUUUUUAUCCACAAGAAGAAAAUAGUUUCGAGAGUCCAUAUGGUUUAGUAGCCUAACCUUGAAGCAGUUCCAAAAACAUUUGAGUUGAGCUUGAGUUUGUAACAUGUACAUACGUUUGUGUUUUUAUUUUGUUUUAAAGGAAGGGAUGAUCUGACUGUGUUUUUAACAUCAAGUUGCUACCUAGAUAGAUUCAAGAAAGAUUGUGUCUUAGUAUUUUAAGUUAAUAUUUAUGUGUAUUUUAUGUUGUCUUGUAUAAACUUGAAUGUUUAGUAACUAUUUAUGUCGACUUCUGUUGCAGUCACAUUUAAAAAACCCUAUCUCAUUUACAAUAAACAAUCUCUGUUAC
Gadus chalcogrammus (walleye pollock) is the source of this 3412-nucleotide messenger RNA. RefSeq names its product plasminogen activator, tissue (gene plat). The transcript has 15 exons. Gene Ontology annotation, molecular function: serine-type endopeptidase activity. The record is from RefSeq and is a predicted model, not a curated record. Gene Ontology annotation, biological process: smooth muscle cell migration; plasminogen activation. The coding region runs from base 137 to 1972 and encodes 611 amino acids. NCBI's taxonomy places the organism in Eukaryota, Metazoa, Chordata, Actinopteri, Gadiformes, Gadidae.